UCACCUUUCCCCCUCGUAGGAAGCCACGCCCCCUUGUGUGAGGCCAUACCCUCGAGUGAGUGUAGUAGACCAUUUACUGUGGACUGGAACUGGGGGAGGAGGAGGAACCUUUGAAUUCACUAGAACCAUUAAAAACCAUGGACCAGACCUUGAUGAUCCCUGCGGCGGUGGCUAUGGCUGUGAUCGUGGCAACAGUCCUGUACUUCUUCCUGCAGGGAGAGAAGAAGCUGCCCGUCACUCUCCAGGAUCCCACUGUGAAAUAUCCACUUCCUCUCAUCCACAAACAGGAAAUCAGUCAUGACACAAAGAAAUUUCGGUUUGGCCUUCCGUCUGCUCUUCACAUCCUUGGACUACCAGUUGGUCAGCAUGUGUACCUGUCAGCCAAGGUGAAUGGCAGUCUGGUGGUCAGGGCGUACACUCCAGUCUCCAGCGAUGAGGACCAAGGAUACGUCGACCUCGUGGUUAAGGUUUACUACAAGAACAGCCACCCGUCCUUCCCAGACGGAGGGAAGUUGUCCCAGUACCUGGACAACCUGGCCCUUGGGGACACCAUUGACUUCAGAGGACCCAACGGUCUCUUGGUGUACAAUGGCAACGGCCAGUUUUCCAUCCGACCCGACAAGAAGUCAGAGCCUAAGGUCCGGAAGUUUAAGCACGUUGGGAUGAUCGCUGGUGGAACAGGCAUCACUCCCAUGCUGCAGUUAAUUCGCAGGAUCACGUCGGACCCCGCUGACGACACCAAGUGCUCGCUGAUAUUCGCCAACCAGACGGAGAAAGAUAUCUUACUGAGGGAGGAACUGGAGGAGGUGAAGAAGAACCACCCUGACAAAGUGAAACUGUGGUUCACGCUGGAUAAACCUCCACAGAAGUGGAGCUACGGUUCAGGAUUCGUGACCCAUGACAUGAUAAAGGACCACCUCCCCGCUCCGUCCAAAGACGUCCUUGUCGUCCUCUGUGGCCCUCCGCCCAUGAUCCAGUACGCCUGUCUGCCAAAUCUGGACAAACUGGGACACAAAACAGAAAACAUCUUUGCGUACUAGCGCUUUUGAACCACAAAAUCAAAAAUCUGAGAAAAAAUGCUCUUUUUCUAUCCACGUGUGUCAUUGUCUGUAGCAUUUGUGGCCAUCAAUAUCAACAAGGAACGUCGCUGUGAACAUUUCUGUUGACAUCAUUUGUGAAAUAAAAAUGUAAAUCCUCA
This is a messenger RNA of Mugil cephalus (flathead mullet), 1198 nucleotides long. Its product is annotated as NADH-cytochrome b5 reductase 2. Lineage: Eukaryota; Metazoa; Chordata; Actinopteri; Mugiliformes; Mugilidae. The record is from RefSeq and is a predicted model, not a curated record. Gene Ontology annotation, cellular component: mitochondrion. The coding region runs from base 138 to 1040 and encodes 300 amino acids. Gene Ontology annotation, molecular function: oxidoreductase activity; FAD binding. The transcript is spliced from 9 exons.